AUGACCCAGAUGAAGAGGAUAACCAGACUCAGGAGAAGCACAGAGCCAGCAGUGACAGCUGAGACCAGCACCAGAUACCUGGGAAUGCCUAGCCCUGAGGACGCACCAUUCUGGUCAUCUGUGGUACAGCAACACACCAGAGUAGAACACAUUUUUUAAUUCAGUUCAGUACAUAUUAUUUAAAAUAUCCCCAGGGGCAAUUCAUGUUAUAACAGAGAUGUUGAAGAAUACCAUACAACUCAACAAAUUGACCAAUCUAAACUUGUUUAGAAGUUACAGCCUCAAGUUAGGAUUUGUUCCUAUGAGACUGCGCCACUCAGAGCUCACAUUAAGACAAUGGUCCUGAAUCGUUCCCUAACCCUCCUCUUGACCCUAACCCUUCAAUAUCUGCACCCACCACUUACAGUGGGGAAAAAAGUAUUUAGUCAGCCACCAAUUGUGCAAGUUCUCCCACUUAAAAAGAUGAGAGGCCUGUAAUUUUCAUCAUAGGUACACGUCAACUAUGACAGACAAAUUGAGGAAAAAAAAUCCAGAAAAUCACAUUGUAGGAUUUUUUAUGAAUUUAUUUGCAAAUUAUGGUGGAAAAUAAGUAUUUGGUCAAUAACAAAAGUUUCUCAAUACUUUAUUAUAUACCCUUUGUUGGCAAUGACACAGGUCAAACGUUUUCUGUAAGUCUUCACAAGGUUCACACACACUGUUGCUGGUAUUUUGGCCCAUUCCUCCAUGCAGAUCUCCUCUAGAGCAGUGAUGUUUUGGGGCUGUCGCUGGGCAACACGGACUUUCAACUCCCUCCAAAUAUUUUCUAUGGGGUUGAGAUCUGGAGACUGGCUAGGCCACUCCAGGACCUUGAAAUGCUUCUUACAAAGCCACUCCUUCGUUGCCCGGGCGGUGUGUUUGGGAUCAUUGUCAUGCUGAAAAGACCCAGCCACGUUUCAUCUUCAAUGCCCUUGCUGAUGGAAGGAGGUUUUCACUCAAAAUCUCACGAUACAUGGCCCCAUUCAUUCUUUCCUUUACACGGAUCAGUCGUCCUGGUCCCUUUGCAGAAAAACAGCCCCAAAGCAUGAUGUUUCCACCCCCCAUGCUUCACAGUAGGUAUGGUGUUCUUUGGAUGCAACUCAGCAUUCUUUGUCCUCCAAACACGACGAGUUGAGUUUUUACCAAAAAGUUCUAUUUUGGUUUCAUCUGACCAUAUGACAUUCUCCCAAUCCUCUUCUGGAUCAUCCAAAUGCACUCUAGCAAACUUCAGAUGGGCCUGGACAUGUACUGGCUUAAGCAGGGGGACACGUCUGGCACUGCAGGAUUUGAGUCCCUGGCGGCGUAGUGUGUUACUGAUGGUAGGCUUUGUUACUUUGGUCCCAGCUCUCUGCAGGUCAUUCACUAGGUCCCCCCGUGUGGUUCUGGGAUUUUUGCUCACCGUUCUUGUGAUCAUUUUGACCCCACGGGGUGAGAUCUUGCGUGGAGCCCCAGAUCGAGGGAGAUUAUCAGUGGUCUUGUAUGUCUUCCAUUUCCUAAUAAUUGCUCCCACAGUUGAUUUCUUCAAACCAUGCUGCUUACCCAUUGCAGAUUCAGUCUUCCCAGCCUGGUGCAGGUCUACAAUUUUGUUUCUGGUGUCCUUUGACAGCUCUUUGGUCUUGGCCAUAGUGGAGUUUGGAGUGUGACUGUUUUGAGGUUGUGGACAGGUGUCUUUUAUACUGAUAACAAGUUCAAACAGGUGCCAUUAAUACAGGUAACGAGUGGAGGACAGAGGAGCCUCUUAAAGAAGAAGUUACAGGUCUGUGAGAGCCAGAAAUCUUGCUUGUUUGUAGGUGACCAAAUACUUAUUUUCCACCAUAAUUUGCAAAUAAAUUCAUUAAAAAUCCUACAAUGUGAUUUUCUGGAUUUUUUUUCCUCAAUUUGUCUGUCAUAGUUGACGUGUACCUAUGAUGAAAAUUACAGGCCUCUCUCAUCUUUUUAAGUGGGAGAACUUGCACAAUUGGUGGCUGACUAAAUACUUUUUUCCCACACUGUAUCUACCACAAUACUCCAGUAUCCCUGCACAUUGUACAUCUGGUAUUGGCACUGACCCUGUAUAUAAGCUUCCUAUGUUAUUUAUUGUGUUGUUUUUUAUUUAUUGUCUUAUUAGUUAUAAUAUUUUGAUAUUGAAUACUGCACUGUAGGGUAGGGCUUGCAGGUUAAGCAUUUCACUGUACUUGUGCAUGUGACCCAAAAAUUGAAUUUGAACAUUGAAGGGUAUAGUAAGUGCCAAAUGGAGGGUUAGGGAGCGAAUCAGGACUGGCUGAGACACUCACCAUUCACCACCAGCAAAACAGCUCCUUCCCCCUCAGUUUUGGGUUUCUUAGAAACACCGUACAAACACCAGUAGGCCCCAGAGUCUUCUAUGGUCAGGUUUGUGAUGGUGAUGUCCAUUUUGUUGAGUCCUCCGUUAGUCGUCAAUCUGAGUUGGAACCUUUCAUGGAUGGUGAUUUUUCCUGUUUCCUGGUAAUAGUAGAAGACUAGUAUAUUUUUUGUCAGGCGCAUAAACACACUCAGGUUGUUUUGGUCUUGUAGAGUGGUGCUGCAGUGGAUGGUCAUGGUGUCUCCCUUCUGCUUUCGGACCAGUAGUCCAUUGUUCCCUUUUUAUGAGCAGAUGGGAGAAUGGAAGAAACACACACACCAUAUGUGUCACAUGUUUUGUUCUUUAAGGAUAAACCAAUACCAAUCAGUCAGUUAAGGAGAUUUUCACUACCCUAAACUAGUUUCACAGAAGUCUGGGUCUAUUUUUGGAAACGUAUUAUGAUUACAAGGAGCCAUCUACUACUCUCAUUUGAAUAUUGCACUUGAAAAGUAAAUGACUUGAAAACAGCCUGUUGUAUUGUACCUCUAUGAUAUUGCAACUCUAGAUUACAGUGGACUCUAGAUUACAGUGGACUCCUGAAAAAGGCAAUAGCUUGGGACUGUCGUGCCAGAGCAUCAGGAGCAAGCUAUUAACAAUCAUGUAAUUGAAAUGAGACUGGAAAACUGUAUUGUACUUAAAGAAUUCAAACUUAAUCAAAGUGCACUUAUCAGGAGUCGACUGUACAUAAUAUAUUUUAAAUGUAAAACUGACUAGAUGAAAUGUUAAAUAAAAAACCACCCCUUUCCAUGAACUCAAAAAGAUGUCCACCUCCCAAUAGAAAACUAAAAUAAACACCACUCACCUUUCCCAGCCAGGGUGCUGCAAAGGAGACAGAGGAAGAUUGCACAACACAGACAGAAAGCAGACAUUGUGCUAAAACAACAUGAGCUUCACAUCAAAACUAAACUGAGCCUUCAAAUAACAGGAAAUAUAUGUCUAUACCACAGUGGUGUCUGCCCUUGAACCUCUCCACCAAUAGGAACAUGAGGUAUGCCUACUACAGUGGGGGAAAAAAGUAUUUAGUCAGCCACCAAUUGUGCAAGUUCUCCCACUUAAAAAGAUGAGAGAGGCCUGUAAUUUUCAUCAUAGGUACACGUCAACUAUGACAGACAAAAUCAGAAAAAAAAAUCCAGAAAAUCACAUUGUAGGAUUUUUAAUGAAUUUAUUUGCAAAUUAUGGUGGAAAAUAAGUAUUUGGUCAAUAACAAAAGUUUCUCAAUACUUUGUUAUAUACCCUUUGUUGGCAAUGACACAGGUCAAACGUUUUCUGUAAGUCUUCACAAGGUUUUCACACACUGUUGCUGGUAUUUUGGCCCAUUCCUCCAUGCAGAUCUCCUCUAGAGCAGUGAUGUUUUGGGGCUGUUGCUGGGCAACACGGACUUUCAACUCCCUCCAAAGAUUUUCUAUGGGGUUGAGAUCUGGAGACUGGCUAGGCCACUCCAGGACCUUGAAAUGCUUCUUAUGAAGCCACUCCUUCGUUGCCCGGGCGGUGUGUUUGGGAUCAUUGUCAUGCUGAAAUACCCAGCCACGUUUCAUCUUCAAUGCCCUUGCUGAUGGAAGGAGGUUUUCACUCAAAAUCUCACGAUACAUGGCCCCAUUCAUUCUUUCCUUUACACGGAUCAGUCGUCCUGGUCCCUUUGCAGAAAAACAGCCCCAAAGCGUGAUGUUUCCACCCACAUGCUUCACAGUAGGUAUGGUGUUCUUUGGAUGCAACUCAGCAUUCUUUGUCCUCCAAACACGACGAGUUGAGUUUUUACCAAAAAGUUCUAUUUUGGUUUCAUCUGACAUUCUCCCAAUCCUCUUCUGGAUCAUCCAAAUGCACUCUAGCAAACUUCAGACGGGCCUGGACAUGUACUGGCUUAAGCAGGGGGACACGUCUGGCACUGCAGGAUUUGAGUCCCUGGCGGCGUAGUGUGUUACUGAUGGUAGACUUUGGUCCCAGCUCUCUGCAGGUCAUUCACUAGGUCCCCCCAUGUGGUUCUGGGAUUUUUGCUCACUGUUCUUGUGAUCAUUUUGACCCCACGGGGUGAGAUCUUGCGUGGAGCCCCAGAUCGAGGGAGAUUAUCAGUGGUCUUGUAUGUCUUCCAUUUCCUAAUAAUUGCUCCCACAGUUGAUUUCUUCAAACCAAGCUGCUUACCUAUUGCAGAUCCAGUCUUCCCAGCCUGGUGCAGGCCUACAAUUUUGUUUCUGGUGUCCUUUGACAGCUCUUUGGUCUUUGCCAUAGUGGAAUUUGGAGUGUGACUGUUUGAGGUUGUGGACAGGUGUCUUUUAUACUGAUAACAAGUUCAAACAGGUGCUAUUAAUACAGGUAACGAGUGGAGGACAGAGGAGCCUCUUAAAGAAGAAGUUACAGGUCUGUGAGAGCCAGAAAUCUUGCUUGUUUGUAGGUGACCAAAUACUUAUUUUCCACCAUAAUUUGCAAAUAAAUUCAUUAAAAAUCCUACAAUGUGAUUUUCUGGAAAAAAAUUUCUCAAUUUGUUUGUCAUAGUUGACGUGUACCUAUGAUGAAAAUUACAGGCCUCUCUCAUCUUUUUAAGUGGGAGAACUUGCACAAUUGGUGGCUGACUAAAUACUUUUUUCCCCCACUGUAUAUCAAGAAAUGACGACAUAACAUACAGAGAAUCAAGACCUGAACUUAUUUAAAUUGCAAUUGUGGGUGUCAGUGUGUGACAGAGUCAUAGGUUAGGGAUAAAUGAGGUUAAACAACAAAACACAAUUAUUUGCUGAGUAUUAAUUUGUGGGUUUGUCAUUCAAAGACAGUGACUUCAAGUACAACUGGAAUAGUACGCUACAACAACCAUUUCCAAUGGACACACGCAAUGAACUUUUCCAAGUUAGUGCACAAUGUUGUGACCUUUUAUUAUUGAGACUAUAGGCAGGUAGAUAUAACGAAUCAGAGUGUGUGAUACCAAUGACUUCUAACUCUAUUGAUGCUUUCUACGUGCAACCUGGGAUCAGGUGAUAUGUGUAACACUAGACUCCCUACUCCCAGAAUGGUUCACUACAUAACAUAUCCUCUACUCCCAGACAUGAGAGGUGAAUGGUUCACUACAUAACAUAUACUCACCACAACAUAUUUUACAGCAUAUUAUAUAACAUUACAACGCCCUUAGAAAGCCACACUGUGGAGGAAGUGUGUAUACACACCUGAUUCAAUAAUUGUGGUCUAAAUUGAAGACCAUGGUCAGCUGCUUAGUGAAUCAGGUUAGAGUGGGUCUGGUCAGCUGCUUAGUGAAUCAGGUUAGAGUGGGUCUGGUCAGCUGCUUAGUGAAUCAGGUUAGAGUGGGUCUGGUCAGCUGCUUAGUGAAUCAGGUUAGAGUGGGUCUGGUCAGCUGCUUAGUAAAUCAGGUUAAAGUGGGUCUGGAACUAAAGCCAGUGCACACAGCACCUACGUAAACCUCAAGUCAGGGUGUGAGAACAUCGCUCUCUAGUGGGGGGAGAGGUGUCUGCAUAAAGCCAACAAUUUGGGGCUUUUAGGGGGCCAGGCCUCAGAGAUGUGGAAACACAAAAGGAAACAUUUCUGGGCCAAACACUGGAGCGAAGCCUGAUACGGAAAAUACCCUGUUAGAAAACAUUUGAAAUGCAUCCUCUUUUCUUCCCCCUUCACUUGAGUUCAUCACUGAUCUCAAGUGAGGUACCCAUACAGAAAAGUUGUAUAUUGAAAUAAUGUAUAUGGUGGUAAAUUCAAAAUGCAUUUCAAUAUAUUUUGUAAUGUAUGUUCAUGAAAUAUAUAAAUAAAAUAUUGAUUUACAUAUUGUACAUCUGUACAGUAUGUAACAUAUGGCAAUUGUAAAUGAUGAUUGAACAUACAGUAUAUCAAAUGAAUGUGAUCUAAAUGUAAGUCGCUCUGGAUAAGAGCGUCUGCUAAAUGACUAAAAUGUAAAUGUAAAAUCAAGACAUGAAGUAGAAAGGGAUAAUGUUUUUUAAAAGUCUCAAUAAUUUUUCUAUGCUGAAGUCUGAAAUAUUCAUUUGUGGAUAUGGUCCCUCUGGGCAAAAAAAGUAUUUGAUCCCCUGCUGAUUUUGUACGUUUGCCCACUGACAAAGACAUGAUCAGUCUAUAAUUUUAAUGGUAGGUUUAUUUGAACCGUGAGAGACAGAAAAACAACAAAAAAAUCCAGAAAAACGCAUGUCAAAAAUGUUAUAAAUUGAUUUGCAUUUUAAUGAGGGAAAUAAGUAUUUGACCCCUCCGCAAAACAUGACUUAGUACUUGGUGGCAAAACCCUUGUUGGCAAUCACAGAAGUCAGACGUUUCUUGUAGUUGGCCACCAGGUUUGCCACAUCUCAGGAGGGAUUUUGUCUCACUCCUCUUUGCAGAUCUUCUCCAAGUCAUUAAGAUAUUGAGGCUGACGUUUGGCAACUCGAACCUUCAGCUCCCUCCACAGAUUUUCUAUGGGAUUAAGGUCUGGAGACUGGCUAGGCCACUCCAGGAUCUUAAUGUGCUUCUUCUUGAGCCACUCCUUUGUUGCCUUGGCCGUACGUUUUGGGUCAUUGUCAUGCUGGAAUACCCAUCCACGACCCAUUUUCAAUGCCCUGGCUGAGGGAAGGAGGUUCUCACCCAAGAUUUGACGGUACAAGGCCCCGUCCAUUGUCCCUUUGAUGCAGUGAAGUUGUCCUGUCCCCUUAGCAGAAAAACACCCCCAAAGCAUAAUGUUUCCACCUCCAUGUUUGACGGUGGGGAUGGUGUUCUUGGGGUCAUAGGCAGCAUUCCUCCUCCUCCAAACACGGCGAGUUGAGUUGAUGCCAAAGAGCUCGAUUUUGGUCUCAUCUGACCACCACACUUUCACCCAGUUCUCCUCUGAAUCAUUCAGAUGUUCAUUGGCAAACUUCAGAUGGGCCUGUAUAUGUGCUUUCUUGAGCAGGGGAACCUUGCGGGCGCUGCAGGAUUUCAGUCCUUCACGGCAUAGUGUGUUACCAAUUGUUUUCUUGGUGACUAUGGUCCCAGCUGCCUUGAGAUUUUUGACAAGAUCCUCCCGUGUAGUUCUGGGCUGAUUCCUCACCGUUCUCAUGAUCAUUGCAAAUCCACGAGGUGAGAUCUUGCAUGGAGCCCCAGGCCGAGGGAGAUUGACAGUUAUUUUGUGUUUCUUCCAUUUGCGAAUAAUCGCACCAACUGUUGUCACCUUCUCACCUAGCUGCUUGGCGAUGGUUUUGUAGCCCAUUCCAGCCUUGUGUAGGUCUACAAUCUUGUCUCUGACAUCCUUGGAGAGCGCUUUGGUUUUGGCCAUGGUGGAGAGUUUGGAAGCUGAUUGAUUGAUUGCUUCUGUGGACAGGUGUCUUUUAUACAGGUAACAAGCUGAGAUUAGGAGCACUCCCUUUAAGAGUGUGCUCCUAAUCUCAGCUCGUUACCUGUAUAAAAGACACCUGGGAGCCAGAAAUCUUUCUGAAUGAGAGGGGGUAAAAUACUUAUUUCCCUCAUUAAAAUGCAAAUCAAUUUAUAACAUUUUUGACAUGCGUUUUUCUGGAUUGUUGUUGUUGUUAUUCUGUCUCUCACUGUUCAAAUAAACCUACCAUUAAAAUUAUAGACUGAUCAUUUCUUUGUCAGUGGGCAAAUGUACAAAAUCAGCAGGGGAUCAAAUACUUUUUUCCCCUCACUGUAACUGUAAAAAGCUCAGUUUAUGAAAUCGAUUAACUUUGGAAGGAUUCAUACCUCAGUAGGGUAGAGUCCCAGGGGCAAGGUUCUGUCAUCUGUGCCAUGGGGGUGGAGUGUUGGGCAGGGAACUGUCAAGGGAGCUGGCUUGGUGGUGUUGAGGUGGUCCCAUCAGAGUAGAGCAUCCUGGGAUAUUUUUCCCAUAGACCUGCUGUUAGUGGGAAAGAUGUUAGCAGGCAGUUGAUCACCAGAGAAAGCGAUGGUUGGCUGGCACAGUAUUUGAAUUAAACAUUAUUCACCUGCUUUCCUGAAGUAAGGAUUCACUCAUUUGGGAAGAGUUCCCCAGAUACCUUCCCAUCGGGGGAGGAGGCGGUAUAGGCUUGUUCUGUAAAACACAUCAACAAAUUCUCCAAAUGGUUAGUACCAUUCUCACAGUUAAAAUACAACGAUCAUCCACUAUUUUUAACUGACAUGAUUUAAAGUGAAUACCUCGGCCUUGGGCUCAGUUUUGUGUCUAUAUAGAAUAUUUAAACAGGUUCCUUACAGAUUUGUCUUUGUCUCAGAUAGAUGAACCUCCUUUCAUCUCCAGAAGAUCCAGCUGAGUCAUCCUCCACUGUUCUGAACCGCUACAGCAGGGGUCUCAGGCUCAGCCCCCGGCCGGCUGCCAGUCUGGCUCUGAGGGUUGGCCUCGGGUUAGUCUGGCUUGGUGAUGGUCAUUAUGGAAGGAUCCACAACAUCUACUCUGGAUAUCUGUAACAAGUGGGAGACGUCAGUCCACUCCGCUCAUGUCACCUACAGAACAAUCACUAACUGACACACUCAGAAUAGUAAUUUCAUUACUCAUAAAAUAAAGCUUAAAUUACCCUUUCUCCUGAAGUAGAAAUCUCCAUGUGUAGUAUUUACUCCACCAUUCCACGUUGGUCCCACCAUGGGGGUGAUUGGAGAUGGUGUUGGAGCAUUCCAUUGCUCGCAGGGAUGCUGGCUGUUGGGAGGGUUGGGGGGAUGCCCUCCCUCUUCGCAGGGAUGAUAUCUUGGUAUUGAGCUUGGUAUUGGUAUUGAGCUGCCCCUGCUCAGCUGGUAGAACACGGCGCUUGUAACGCCAGGGUAGUGGGUUCGAUCCCCGGGACCACCCAUACACAAAAAUGUAUGCACGCAUGACUGUAAGUCGCUUUGGAUAAAAGUGUCUGCUAAAUGGCAUAUUAAUUAAUUAAUUAAAUAUUAAUCUCCUGCUGCAAGUUGUUCAGCAGGACCUGAAUCUCACCCUAGAGGACAUCAGGAGGUUUAGCAGACUGACACAAAGAGAUAGGCUUCACACCAUGCCCAUUGGACCAUCUUAAGGAUUCUUUGUCACCCAACUCCAAUUUCAUUAGGAAUGCCCCGAUCUCAGCAGAAUAAUAGUGUAUUUAGACAAACCUUACCAGUGAGCUCUGAUGGGAUGUGUCCCUGCUCCUGUGAGCUCUGACGGGAUGUGUCCCUGCACCUGUGAGCUCUGAUGGAAUGUCUUGGUCACUGAUAAUGGAAAGUGAGCCAGAUUAGAGCUCUAUGAUUCAGCAAUGAAACAUUCAGCACCCCAUGACUAUUGAAAUGUACUAAUGAAGUCGAACCUUGCUCCAUUGGUGGUUGUUCACAGGGGAGCCAUCAUUUUCCAUUGGCCAUAUUGUGAUCCAUAUUGUGAUUCCUGUAAAAGCUGGGGAUUUUGGUAAAGUUACCAGAAUUUUGCAAUCAAAUAAAGAGUCUAAGAGUACAGUAGCUAGCUAGCGAUAUCUGUAUGAAGAACCUUUUUGUUUUAGCUCAUUUGUAGCUAGUUAAAACUGCAUCGCCUUUUUGUAAAACAAAUGUAUCUUGUUUUUUAGGUGGAGGAUUGUUAUCCAUGGUGCUGUGGAUGGUUACAGCAGGCUUGUUGUGUUUCUGAAGGCCUCUGACAACAACAGGAGUGCCACAGUCAUGGAGUCAAUCGAAGCAGCCAACACCUGCUACGGAAUACCAUCCCGGGUGAGAUGUGACCAGGGUGGUGAAAACAACCGUAUGUGUGCCUUCAUGGAGCAGUUCAGGGGUGGUGAGAGGGGAAGUGCCCUCAGGGGAAGGAGCACUCACAACCGGAAGAUAGAGCGGCUGUGGGGGGAUGUCUGGCAUGGAGUCGUUUACCAUGACCUGAUCACCUUCUUGGAGACAGAGCAGAUCAUCAACAUCAACAAUGAGGUUCACCUGUGGGCACUGCACUUUGUGUUCCUGUCACGGGUGAACAGAGAUCUUGCUUUAUUUCCCAGUCAGUGGAACCACCAUGGGCUGAGGACUGAACAACGACAGUCACCUCUGCAGUUCUUCGUCUCAGGUGCCCUAGCAAUGCAGAGGGCCAAUCUGACAGCAGUAAGGGAUUUGUUCGCCCCAGCUUCAACCACCAUCACCUCUCAAGCCACCACCUCAGCUCCUCCAACCACCACCAGCACCACCACCUCAGCUCCUCCAACCACCACCAGCAGCACCUCAGCUCCUCCAACCACCACCAGCACCAUCUCAGCUCCUCCAACCACCACCACCACCUCCUCAACUCCUCCAACCACCACCACCUCCUCAGCUCCUCCAACCACCACCAUCUCAGCUCCUCCAACCACCACCAUCUCAGCUCCUCCAACCACCACCAGCACCAUCUCAGCUCUUCCAACCACCACCACCACCUCCUCAACUCCUCCAACCACCACCACCUCCUCAGCUCCUCCAACCACCACCAUCUCAGCUCCUCCAACCACUACCAGCACCAUCUCAGCUCCUCCAACCACCACCACCACCUCCACCUCCAACACCACCUCAGCUCCUCCAACCACCACCACCUCCUCAGCUCCUCCAACCACCACCUCAGCUCCUCCAACCACCACCACCACCACCUCAGCUCCUCCAACCACCACCACCACCACCACCUCAGCUCCUCCAACCACCACCACCACCUCAGCUCCUCCAACCACCACCACCAGCUCAGCUCCUCCAACCACCACCACCAGCUCAGCUCCUCCAACCACCACCAGCAACACCACCUCAGCUCCUCCAACCACCACUACCUCAGCUCCUCCAACCACUGGUGCCGCAGCUCUUUAUUGUUCGGAAGGGGUGAUUGUCCCACAAAUCCAGUUCCCCAUCAGCAACACACAGAUGGAACUGUUGCGGACAAUAAAUCCAUUGGAAGGCCCCAGAGGCAGCCUGGGAGUUGACAUUCUACAGAGGGUUAUGGCACACUCCCCCUCUUUCACACACUGUAUGAUUUGGUCUCUAGAAAUGUACUACAGACAUGUUCAACCCUUAACAAAGAGUGUCAAGGUGUAUGGCCCCUCGGUGGGUUCAGAGAUAGAUCUGUGUUUAGGAUGUGUUUAG
Molecule: messenger RNA, 11320 nt
Organism: Coregonus sp. 'balchen'
Lineage: Eukaryota; Metazoa; Chordata; Actinopteri; Salmoniformes; Salmonidae
Source: the annotation of a GenBank genome assembly